UUCUAUUUCAAUUGCUUGGGACAGGUGGGACUUGACUCUCAGACUCCGUAUUAUGAAAUUGAUCACACAGAGGUGAAAAUGGCAGACAGAAUUCUUAUUGGAGAAGGCGCAUAUGGUGAAGUUUAUUUAGUUAGGUGGCGCGGCACAGAAGUUGCCGCAAAAACAAUUCGUUCAUCCAUCGCGUCAAACCAGAUGGUGAAGGAGAAUUUUCUGAAGGAACUAGCAUUGUGGCAAAAAUUGCGUCACCCUAAUAUAGUGCAGUUCCUUGGCGUUUUAAAUCACCCUGAUCGCCUGAUUUUCCUCACCGAGUAUCUACGAAAUGGAAGUUUAUAUGAUAUAUUGAAAAGAAAGGGAAGACUUGAUACACUGACUGCUGUUGCCUAUGCUUUAGAUAUUGCAAGAGGUAUGAAUUAUCUUCAUCAGCAUAAACCUCGUCCCAUAAUCCACAGAGAUUUGACACCAAGAAAUGUUUUGCAAGAUGAGGCUGGGCACCUUAAAGUCACAGAUUUUGGUCUCAGCAAAAUCGCACAGGAAAAAGAUGCUCAGGGUUAUAAAAUGACUGGUGGAACUGGAUCCUACCGCUAUAUGGCUCCAGAAGUCUUUCGUCGAGAAUCUUAUGGGAAGGGCGUGGAUGUCUUUUCUUUUGCUUUGAUUGUCCAUGAGAUGUUCCAAGGAGGACCGUCAAAUAAGGGAGAAGAUCCAGAAAAACUGGCAGACAAGCGAGCAUAUGAAGAUUUACGGCCAUCUGUAUCUUCACAUGUAUAUCCGGAACCAAUCAAAUUGCUUCUACGAGAAUGCUGGCAUAAGAACCCCGAAUUUAGACCUUCAUUUGCAGAAAUUAUUUUGCAGCUGGAGAUCAUCCAAGAACGUCUACAGCAAAAAGCCUUAGUAGACUGCUGUAGCUGUAUUGUGUUAUGAGAUGAAUUUGGUACAUUGCAUAUAAUGACAUUUUUCUUUUUCAUUUGCAGCUUAUUUUGUGCUGGUGUAUUUGCUGUCUUAUCCUGUUUCAUCUUAUAUAUUGUGUUUAUCUUUCUUUCUUCUAAGUACAGCAAAAUUAUAAUA
Messenger RNA from Olea europaea var. sylvestris, 1062 nucleotides. RefSeq names its product integrin-linked protein kinase 1-like. Bases 79 to 918 code for a protein of 279 amino acids. The transcript has 9 exons. The record is from RefSeq and is a predicted model, not a curated record. Gene Ontology annotation, biological process: protein phosphorylation. Gene Ontology annotation, molecular function: protein kinase activity; ATP binding. Lineage: Eukaryota; Viridiplantae; Streptophyta; Magnoliopsida; Lamiales; Oleaceae.